This is a messenger RNA of Saprolegnia diclina VS20, 1486 nucleotides long. RefSeq lists its product as hypothetical. Gene Ontology annotation, biological process: transmembrane transport. Gene Ontology annotation, cellular component: membrane. Lineage: Eukaryota; Oomycota; Saprolegniomycetes; Saprolegniales; Saprolegniaceae. Gene Ontology annotation, molecular function: antiporter activity; xenobiotic transmembrane transporter activity. The record is from RefSeq and is a predicted model, not a curated record. The transcript is spliced from 2 exons. The coding region runs from base 1 to 1470 and encodes 489 amino acids.
AUGGGUGAGACCGACGAGCCGCGCGCCGAGCUGUGGCCCUUUGUGUGCCUGGCGCUCCAGCUCAUGCUCAGCAACGUCGCUCGGUUCUCCCUCCUCGUCAUUGACGCCGCCUUUGUGGGGCACAUUGGUACCAACGAGCUCGCCGGCGCGUCGCUCGCGAUGCUCUGGAUCGACUUCCCUCUCUACACCGUGUGGGGCCUUGCCAACGCCCUCGUCGUGCUCUGCGGCCAAGCGUACGGCGCCAAAAACGGCAUCCUCAUGGGCAUUUGGCUUCAAAUGGCGCUGGUCCUCGUCACCCUCCUCGCGGUUCCCACGACGAUCUACUGCCUCUUCCUCCACGAUAUGCUGCGCGUUGCAUCGGAUGAUAGCGCGAUUGUGGCGCUGGGCGCCCGGUUUGGCGCGCUCUUGUCCCCGAGCAUGUGGCCGCUUCUCGCGUACGUCUGCUUGCGCCAGUACCUCCAAGCCAUGGGCGUCGUCGCGCCGACUACUCUAAAUGCAGUCGUCGCGGUCGGCCUCGACAUUGGCGCCAACUACGUUCUUAUUGAAGUCGCCCAGCUUGGCUUUGAUGGAUCGCCACUCGCGACGGUUCUCGUGGCGUGGCUCCAGCCGAUCGCGCUGUACCUCUACGCAUUUGAGUACAAAAAGCUCCACCGCGAUGCGUGGGGCGGCUGGAAGAUCUCGGAGCUGACGCGGCAACGGUGGACAACUUUUCUUCAAAUCGCACUCCCGCUCGGUCUCAACGACGGCUGUGACUUGCUCGCGACGGCCGCGCUCUCGCUCGUGGUAGCAAGAAUCAGCACCGAGGCGAUGGCGGCCCAUGCGAUUUUGAGCAACGUCUGGACGGUCGUGGAUGCGAUUUACUAUGGUAUCGGGCUCGCCUCGGAAGUUGGCCUUGCGACGCAUCUCGGUGGUGGCCGACCCGAGGCUGCCCGGGCCUGUGCAAGGCGCGGCGUCGCCGUGUUACUGCUAACGGGUGCUCUGGUCUGCUUGGGCCUUUGGCUCUCCCCAGCGCGGAUCGUCGGCCUCUUUACACCCGAGACGUCGCUUCUCAUCAUGUACACGGACGUUCUACCGCUGCUCGUGCUCGCGUGUGGCUUGCGUAGCCUCGAAGUCGCCUUGGUCACGACCCUCGAAGGUCUGUGCCAAAUGCGCUUCGUGACAAUCGUGACGAUCGGCGGGCUCUGGGGCGUCGAGCUGCCGCUGGCGUACUACUGCGGCCUCCACCUCGACCUUGGACUCCCGGGCGUUUGGGUUGCGUCGACAAUUGCAGUGACCUUGAAAACGAUCCUUCUUGGGCUGCGCUGCUUGCGCAUUGACUGGGCAAGCAUGGCGACCGAGGCCAUGGCCACGGCCGAAGCACGUGACGACUCCAGCACCGACGCGGACUCAACAGAUUCGAUUUGCCUUGUCGUGACGCCAGUCCACGAACCAUGCAGUACUCGACCGGCGUGGUAUGUCACGUUAACAUAAAACUAGCUGUUUGGCG